Messenger RNA from Macrobrachium nipponense, 2842 nucleotides. RefSeq lists its product as uncharacterized. Lineage: Eukaryota; Metazoa; Arthropoda; Malacostraca; Decapoda; Palaemonidae. The record is from RefSeq and is a predicted model, not a curated record.
ACGUGAAGUAAGCAGAGUAAAUAUGAAGAUAAAUGUGAGGUAGGACGCGCCGUUACAUAGGUAUCAACUGACAAUCGGCCAACUCAAUAGCCUUGUUGUUAUUGUUCUUCUUCCUCGCAGAAAUUUCAAAGAACACUGGACAGUGUGUCCGCAAAAUGGAAAUUGAUUUGAGACAGUUCAUGACAUCUUCAGAAUGUGACGACAAUGUGAACUCGAAAUCGAAUAAUGAAGAGGUGCAAUGUUCGGUUGAGGAGGAAGAGACGGAGUCAACUUGGAUGGGAAGGAGAGACGACGUCCUUCCCUGUCAAGUUGUGCCUGGAAGUCACAAAUCGAGACCGAGCGCUUCUUCGUCCUGUCAAGUGGACUUGACAGACCACUUCAAUCAGAUUUUCGCCAAGAAGACUUUUAACAGCUUUAGAGAAUUUGAUGAGCUGUUCACUAGGUUCAAGAAAGAAACUGGUUCUGUUUUUCGCAUUAAAUCAUCUUGUAGUAUUGCUUACGAAAAUUCUAGAAGAAAACAGCACUUUAUUCCUCCUCGGUUCAAUUUGUGUCUAUUAUAUUGCUGCGUACACUAUGGUCAACCAAAGGUGUCUGGGCAAGGAAUUCGUACAAAGCAAAGAUAUUUGCCUUGUGGGUGUGGUUGUGUAUUGUCAGUGGCAUAUAAUCGAGGAGCCCUUUUCAUCUCGCAAGUUAAUAUGCAACACAAUCAUGAAGUAAGCAAUAAAACUGCCCCAUACUAUGCUAUCAACCGUCGAAUUACCAAGCAUGAGCUCAAGCAGGUUGCAGAUGUUAUUGCUGUGAUGCCAAGCAGUCGCGCCCUUCAGUACUUUUUAAAGGAACGAUUUCACAAACCAAUGACAUUGCAGGAUGCCAAAAACACACGUGCAAGAUUAAAAGCCAUGCAGAUGAAGCAAGGACAAAUUGAAAGUAUAGAAGUAAUUCCAUCCUUUAAAGAAAUUUCUCAGAUUCCAAACGAAAGUGAUUGCCGAGCCAUUUUAGAAAUAAAAGAGGAGAGGGAAGAAAAAAGCAAAGUGGAGGAUGACCAAGAAGAGUUAUUAGAUUCACAGCAUGAAAGUCAUUGCGAAGAAACAGUAAAAAGUAAGGCUAUUAGUGAAAUUGUAAGAAAGUUUUCUGACAUAAUGAGUGCAUGUGAUUCUAGUCAGUUUUGGGAACGUAUAGGUCAGAUGAAUAAGGUUUUGGAGUGUUGGGAAAGUGGAGAAAACCUUGAUGUUCGUUACACAUCAUCAAUUUCACUCAAGUCAGACAGCUUAGAUCAUUGUUCUGAAGUCAUGAAAGAUGGAUCUUCACAGAGAAUGGAUAUCAAGACUAAUAAUUAUUUUAGUGUAUCACAUGAUCGAACAAGAGUGAGUGAUGUCAAUGGUGAUAUUGAUCAGCAAGAAUUAGCUGACAAACAACUGAAAAUUUUGUUACCGCUUCUCAGUGAUUCAGUACACUUUGUUCCUACCUCUGCCGAUGGAUCUGUUAAGCUUGUAUUACCACACGUGAAGAGCAAAAUCAAUCAGUCAGUGUGUACUGUGAAAAGACAGAGGGGGCGACCAAGAAAGAAAGAGGAAGUGAAUUCUUUUGUGAAUGUUGUUAGUGAAAGCACUGACACUAUUUCUUACCAAAAAAAAGCCUUGCAUAGUGAUUCAAGCAAAGCUAAGGAAGAUGACAAAAUUAGUGGUUGUGAAUCAAGAGGUAGAGAGCAUGAGGGUGAUAGCAAUAAUUUAUAUUGUGGUGCACCCUUUAUAUCUUGCAUUACAAAAGAACCUUGUACAGAUCUUGGUGAUCAAGCGUUGCAAGUUGAAAUUGAGAUCAAUGAUGCUGAAGUGAAGUGAUUGUCUUGGCUUGUCAUUUAUUGUACAUAAUUGUUAGUAAGAUGAAAAGGACUUAUUUAUGGAGAAUAGAUUCAUUUCUUGAAUGUCAUCCUCAGGCCAUUCCAUAUGAUAAUGAGAGUAUAGUGAGAAGGCCUUAACGUCAAAGCCUGAUAUUUAUGAUCCAAAUUCAAUGUUUAUCUAAUGUUCUUAUUUGAAAUUAAUUAGUCUGUAGUUAAUAUAUUGGAAUGUAUAUUUUAUUUCAAGAAUAUUUUUGAGUGUUGAAAAAUUUAUGAAUAUUAUGCUUGAUUUAAUAUACACUUUAAAAAAAUAUAAUAAAAGUACAGUAUAUCAGCAUCCAAUUCAUAUGUAAAAGUAUACAGUCCUGUUGAAUUAAGAGGAAGCUGAGCAUUAGAAGGGUACUGUGAAGUUGCCAAUGUGACCAGAAUUUAAUAGUGUAUGCAAGACUGAUAAAGUCAAACUACCAGGUACUGUGUCUUAUUUUAAGACGUUAUCUCAUAUCUUGUUACCUCUAACUCCUGCAUUUCUUUACUCCCUUUUAUGUUCAAUGGCACAUGACCUUACUUGAGAAAGUUAGAUUCGUUACUUAAAGAUAUGAAUACUACUAAAGUACAGUAUACAUCUCUUAUUUAACUGAGUAAUUGAGCCAAAGUAGGUGAAAUGCGUCUCUGAUCAUCAAGUGAAUGUGUCUCACAAGAGGGAGCUCCCUACUCUGUAUAGAAUAUCAUUACAUCAUUUGUUUUCAUAUAAUUGAGGCACAUGAGUUAAUUGGAGUUUUCUUUUUCCCACACCGCAGUUUUUCAGCUCUUGGGUUUCUUUGUAGUUUGUUACUGUUGCUUACAGUGUGCCUUGUAUGGUGCAUGGUCAACAUUCAUAAAGAUUCAUGGCAGGGUCCCUUUGCAUGGAUGUUUCAUUUGGUAUGGAGUAUUAGUUUUUUGGUUAAAAUGAAUGGCAUUGGAAUAUUACCCUUAUUAUAUAUAUGUAUGGCAGUCCCCGGGUUACGACGG